AUGAAUCGGUCAGUGGAGGAGGAUAGGAAGAAGCGGGAGGAGGAGCAUGAGGAAGAUGGGAGCACCGAUAGUGGCGGUGACUACACUUCGGAAGAUGAGGGGACGGAGGAUUACAGGCGGGGAGGUUACCACGCUGUCCGCAUCGGCGAUUCCUUCAAGAAUGGCCGCUACGUCGUUCAAAGCAAGCUCGGUUGGGGUCACUUUUCCACUGUCUGGCUCGCCUGGGACACAGUUCAUUCCCUAUAUGUAGCUCUAAAAGUGCAAAAAAGUGCUCAGCACUAUACCGAGGCAGCCAUGGAUGAGAUAACGAUCUUGCAACAGAUUGCAGAGGGAGACCCAGAUGAUAAGAAAUGUGUAGUGAAGCUUCUAGAUCAUUUUAAGCAUUCAGGUCCCAAUGGACAGCAUGUUUGUAUGGUUUUUGAGUACUUGGGGGAUAAUCUUUUGACACUUGUCAAGUUUACUGAUUACCGGGGAAUGCCUCUUCAUCUGGUUAAGGAGAUUUGCGUUCACAUCUUGGUGGGUUUAGAUUAUUUGCACAGACAGCUUUCUAUCAUACACACAGAUCUGAAGCCAGAGAAUAUAUUAUUAUUGUCUACGAUAGACCCGUCUAAGGAUCCCAAAAAGUCAGGCAUUCCUCUCAUUCUUCCAAAUAGCAAGGAUAUGACGCUGUUGGAGUCAAAGACACUGAAUGGGGAUUUGACUCGGAACCACAAGAAAAAUAUUCGAAGAAAGGCAAAACAGGCAGCUCAGGGAUGUGUGGAGAAAGAUGUUUGUGUGGAAGCUGAGGAAGAUCCUGAAUCAUCUUCUGCUGCAGGUUCGGCUCUGAAUGUGAAACUAAAUGUAGCCUCUGUUAAAGAUGAGCCCUCUAGCUCUGUGAAUAAAAAUAGAAAAUCUCAUGCUGAUGGAACAAAGGAUACUGAACCAGAUCGCAGCAAGGGUAGUCGCUCGAGAAGGAAGAAGCUUUUAGCAUCAGUUGAUCUUAAGUGCAAACUGGUUGACUUUGGGAAUGCAUGCUGGACGUACAAGCAGUUCACGAAUGAUAUUCAGACGAGACAAUACAGAUGUCCAGAGGUGAUACUUGGAUCAAAAUACUCGACAUCAGCUGACAUGUGGUCCUUCGCCUGUCUUUGUUUUGAGCUUGCAACUGGUGAUGUUCUCUUUGAUCCACAUAGCGGUGACAACUUUGAUAGGGAUGAGGAUCACUUAGCAUUGAUGAUGGAGCUUCUUGGAAUGAUGCCACGUAAGAUUGCUUUAGGUGGUCGCUACUCCCGUGAACUUUUUAACCGAUAUGGUGACUUGAGACAUAUCCGUCGGUUGCGUUUCUGGCCCUUGAAUAAGGUUCUCACAGAGAAGUAUGAAUUCAGUGAAAAGGAUGCAAAUGACAUGAUGGACUUCCUUGUUCCCAUUCUUGACUUUGUCCCAGAGAAGCGGCCAACAGCAGCUCAUUGCCUUCUUCAUCCAUGGAUCAAUGCAGGCCCUCGCCUUUUAGAGCCAUCUAUGCCUUCUAAAGAAGACCAGACUUUGGACUCGGAGAAAAAGAAAAGUGACAAGGAUGAGAGGGAGGCAAUGGAGGUUGGAAUGGGGAAUAUUGCUAUCAAUGCAGAUUGUAAGACAGUCAAAGAUCACCCUUCCAGUAGUAAAUUCUCCAAGUAGUUCAUUGAGGUUGGACAUCAGCCUACAUGACUUUAAGCAACUCUAUAUUCGAUGUUUUCCUGCGACAGCUGAGAGUCUGAGAUUCUUUCAAAGCAUGAUUUUUCCCCCCUGACGAUUUGGAUUCAAUGCUUAUUUUGUGGAUGUGAAUGGGAUUGGAUGUCUAAGAUAUGGUAAUGCUGCUGGUUAGGUUUGACAGGAAUCACAACCGCACACAAAUAUUGGUUGUAUACACAUCCCACCAAUAUAAAACUGGUGGAAUGAGACCCUUAUUUACAAACUAUUUAAGCAUUUAUUGUUUGUUCCAUUUACGUACGUGUUUUCUAUCCUUCAUUGCUGUUGGAUACAGAAACUACUUAUUGAUAUACCAGAAUCACAUUUAUUUCU
Molecule: messenger RNA, 2037 nt
Organism: Tripterygium wilfordii
Lineage: Eukaryota; Viridiplantae; Streptophyta; Magnoliopsida; Celastrales; Celastraceae
Product: serine/threonine-protein kinase SRPK-like
Exons: 4
Coding region: 1-1653 (550 amino acids)
Biological process (GO): regulation of mRNA processing; spliceosomal complex assembly; protein phosphorylation
Molecular function (GO): ATP binding; protein kinase activity
Source: RefSeq, a predicted model, not a curated record